GUAAAAUUGACAAGAUCCGCAAAAAUUAGUUUCUGCCCAUUCUGCCUAUUCUCACAAAUAUUUAUUCCCUCCUGCCUUUUGUAGUAUAACACAAACAAUGGUUAGGUGACAAAUGAUGCAAGCAUGGCUGCAAAGAAGUUAUCUGGUGUUUUAAAGAUGUAUAUUGCAGCUGGAAAAGCUGCUCCAUCACCUCCACUUGGUCCAGCUUUAGGACAACGUGGCAUUAAUAUCAUGCAGUUUUGUAAAGACUUUAAUGAAAAAACAAAAGAUUUCAAAUCGGGCAUUCCUGUACCAACGAAAAUAGUUUUCAAGGAUCGUAAUUUCACAUUUUCUAUUAAUCAUCCCCCAGCUUCUUAUUUCUUGAAAGCAGCUGCAGGAAUAGAAAAAGGAUCUGCCAACCCAGGAAGGGAUAUUAUUGGUACCGUCACUUUAAAGCAAAUUUAUGAAAUAGCUUUGAUAAAGAGUGAAGAUCGUGGAUUUAAAAACACUCCGUUAGAAGGUGUAUGUAAGUGCCUCAUUCAUUCAUGUCACAGCAUGGGUAUCAACGUUGUAAACGACAGGAAUAAUCAAGGCGAAGAAAACAGUACACAGUCAGUGGCUGCGUCCCAAUAACUUCGAGUAAAGCAUACCAAUAUUGCGCACACAUUCCCAAGAGGGGUGAAGAAAUAUGCGUAACAGUUUUUCCUAUCUGGUUUAGGGCAAAUUCAUUAACAAAAUUCGAUACUGUGUUUUGUAUUUUUAGUAUUCUGAUACGAAAUAAAUUUUCAAUACAA
Messenger RNA from Hydractinia symbiolongicarpus, 773 nucleotides. Its product is annotated as 39S ribosomal protein L11, mitochondrial-like. Bases 124 to 612 code for a protein of 162 amino acids. The transcript is spliced from 4 exons. Gene Ontology annotation, biological process: translation. Gene Ontology annotation, cellular component: ribosome; mitochondrial large ribosomal subunit. NCBI's taxonomy places the organism in Eukaryota, Metazoa, Cnidaria, Hydrozoa, Anthoathecata, Hydractiniidae. The record is from RefSeq and is a predicted model, not a curated record. Gene Ontology annotation, molecular function: large ribosomal subunit rRNA binding; structural constituent of ribosome.